This is a messenger RNA of Cyprinus carpio (common carp), 6266 nucleotides long. Its product is annotated as zinc finger protein PLAGL2-like. Gene Ontology annotation, biological process: regulation of transcription by RNA polymerase II. The record is from RefSeq and is a predicted model, not a curated record. NCBI's taxonomy places the organism in Eukaryota, Metazoa, Chordata, Actinopteri, Cypriniformes, Cyprinidae. Gene Ontology annotation, molecular function: RNA polymerase II cis-regulatory region sequence-specific DNA binding; DNA-binding transcription factor activity.
UGUGAAAAGUUUGUGAAAGUGGCCUGACGUCACACUCCCACAAUGCUCGCGCGCCCCAUAACUCUGCUGCUGCAGCCUGAGGAGCGCGAGACACUCAGGCCCCGAAAAAAGAAAAAUUAGAGAAAAAAAUUGGAAAAAAUAAUAAAACAACAGAUCAAGAGGUGAAAGACCGGGGACGGUGGUGUGGGGCUCUCACGGGUGAAGAUAAUGAUGAGCACUAUCGUCAUCUACUCAGCCUCAGUCAUGGCAGGUGGGACUGGAUGAGAGCGUGAAGACAAUUUAGGAGCCUGCAUCCCCUUAAACAUCGCUGCGAUUUCGAACCAGAGCCUGGAAGUCAGGGCAGCCACGGCCGAGUUUCAAUGGCAAGGGCAACCUAGGGCUGCCAUGGCAGCAUCUGCCACCAAUGCCCCACACCAUAUUGCCACACUGACGCUGGAGGACAAGGAACGACAAGGCGCCACCAAAGUGUUUGGAGGUCCCGCUGCAGGGAGGACAGAAAGAGAGACAGAGAACGAGAAAGAGAGGGAGAGGGAAGGGAGAGGCAGUGGGAACGAGUGUUUGGUGUGCGGUGCCCUCUUCAGCUCAAAGGAUAAGCUCCGGCUCCACGCGUUCUGUCACACAGGAGAGAAACCUUUCCACUGUUCCCAGCCCCAUUGCCCUAAGGCUUUCAGCUCCAAAUAUAAGCUCUUUAGGCAUAUGGCCACACACUCCCCACAGAAGACUCAUCAGUGCUCAUUUUGUGAAAAGAUGUUUCACCGCAAAGAUCACCUGAAAAACCAUCUGCAGACUCAUGACCCCAAUAAAGAGGCAUUUAAGUGUGAAGAGUGUGGCAAACACUAUAACACAAAGCUGGGCUACAAGCGCCACAUGGCCAUGCACUCUGCCACAGCCGGUGAUCUUACCUGUAAGGUGUGCUUGCAAAGCUACGAGAGCACGCCUGCACUUUUGGAACACCUCAAGAGCCACUCAGGCAAGUCUUCAGGUGGUGCCAAGGAGAAAAAACACCCCUGUGACCACUGUGAUCGUCGCUUUUACACACGAAAGGAUGUUCGCCGACACAUGGUGGUACACACGGGACGCAAAGACUUCCUGUGCCAGUACUGUGCCCAACGUUUCGGGCGGAAGGACCAUCUGACGCGGCAUGUCAAGAAGAGCCACUCACAGGAGUUGCUGAAGAUCAAGACAGAGUCUCCAGAUAUGUUGGGUUUACUUGGGUCUGGUUCUCCACCUUGUGCUGUGAAAGAAGAAAUAAGCCCUAUGAUGUGCAGCAUGGGACCCACCAAGGACUCAGUGAUGGCAAAGCCUUUCCAUGGUGCCACCCAUUUUCCCAUGGGCAUGUACAACCCUCAUCAUCUCCAGGCCAUGUCCAAUCCGGGUAUGGGCCACCAUCACUCACUGGUUCCAGGGUCUUUAUCCACUGCCAUGGGAAUGGGUUGCCACAUGGAGCCCCCAUCAUCACUGCACCACCAUCACCCACAUCAUCAUCACCAUCACCACUCUCACCAUCAUCACCACUCCCCACCUCCACAUCAGCAGCAGCCUCCCCUACAAAAUCAGCAACAGCAGCACCCUCAGCCACCGCCCAAGUACCAGCUCGGAUCUACCUCAUACCUGCUGGAGAAGCCUCUGAAGGUGGAGAUGGAGAGUUUCCUGAUGGAUCUACAGAAUGGACUCCAGGUUCCUCCACCGCCCUCAGCCGACCCUCACUCAGCAACUUCAUCCAAUAAGGAGGGUAUGGAACCUUCGGCAGGAUUGUCGGAUGAACUUUGCGGGGAACCACUCAUGUCCAAGAGCCCCGCUGUCAUCGAGUCUUUGUGUGCUGCUAACAUGGACUUUUCACAUCUGCUGGGCUUUCUUCCACUCAAUCUGCCACCCUACAGUGCCCCCAUGAGUUCAGGAGGACUGGUAAUGGGUUACUCCGCGCCCUCCACCAUUUCUUCUUCCUCUUCCUCAUCAUCGUUAGCAUCUUCGCAUGCUGCUGAACCACAUGCUGCCACAGCCACAGCUGCAGUGCCUCUUACCUCUUUGCAACCUCAACCUCAGGAGCAACCAGGCUCCGGUGGGGGUCUCAGUCUUGGGUCUCUGCACCCACUCCCACCAGUGUUCAGCUCUAGCCUCAGUACGACCACUCUGCCUCGCUUUCACCAGGCCUUUCAAUGAGGUCCCCACCCCAGCCUGGCCUGCCACAGGGCCUCAGGGCAGAGGAGCAUUAGUGCUCCCCCUAGGGGUGGGGAGGUAGAACACUUGAAUCCUUUACAAAAGCGCACAACAGCUUUUUAAUGAGCCUGGAGGAAAACAAGCAUAUGAAAUAUUAUGGAGCUUUUAUUUAGGCUGUCUGAAUUUUAGCUAUGAUUUUUUAAAUACCCUUUUGAACCUCUCCCACCAUCCCCGCUCCUACAAUUUUGUAGUUAGACAGCAGCAUCAGUAGGCCGUAAGGCAUGGUACUGCAUACUUUAUAAAGUAAUAAUAUUAGUAGAAAAAGAUUAAUGUAGAAAAGUUAAUCUGUCUUUGAGACUCUGAAAGACUAGUUUGAAGUGAUAUAUGAAUUUAGUUUUCUUUUCCAAAUGUGAGGCCUGACUUUGCUCUGUUGUCUCAAUUCUGUUAAGCUUAAAGUCAGGUAAUAGUUGGUUGCCCUUAAACUAAAACCGUCUUCAUGGCCAGGAGUGGAAAAAUUAGUGAAGGAAUGAAGGAGUAAAAUUGUUUUUUUUUUCAUACCUGAUUCAAGACUCAAUCAAAUCCCUAUUAUUACAAAUUCACAUCAAAAUUUCAAAAGCAGUUUAAAAACAAAUACUGUGUACCUGAUUAGAUGAAAAUAUAAUCUAAAAUGUGUUCUUCCAGGGUUUUUGGUUACAAAUUUACAUUUGUUGGAAUGGUCAGUAACUAGUUUUUUAUGUCAGAGAAGCAGAGGGACACUUUGUUCAUUUGGUACAAUGUGAUCACUGACAGAACUAAAACUAAAGAACUAAAGAAAUUUAACAUUAAAAUCUUACAGGUUUACAAUUUAUCUCAAAAGAAGCACUUUGUUUACAGCAGAAGGCACUUGACCUCUUUGGGUUGCCAAGGUGACCCACUGAAAUCCCCUUCCUUUCCCCACUCUACCUUCACACUUCCUGAAAAGAGACUGCCAUUAGACACUCUCAAACACUUUUGAAUACUCCACAGCAGUCUGAGUCUCGAAAUGGUUUUCCUUCUUCCAGCACUAAUUUUAAGUCUCUGUGGCAACUAUAUCUCACUUUCACAUCCUUCCCACCAGAUCAUGAUAUAAAAUAUAUGUAUUUUAAGAAUAAAAAGUAUUUUAGUCAGGUUUAUAUUUUAGAGAGACGUACAUUGUAAUGAUAACCCUGGUAUAUGUGAAUGGAAAAAAAGACAAAACAAAAACAAGAAUAUUUUUUUUUGCAGUGUACGAAGUACCACAUCAAAUAUAUAUAUAUAUAUUAUAAUUGCUUCUUAAGUACAUUUUGUAAUUUAGAUAGUUAUAUUAAAAAUUGCUGAUGGAUUUAAAAAAAAAAAAUGUCUAGCAGGUUUACAGAUUUAUGUAUCUUGCAUCAUACUGAACAAAAUGGAUGAAGUAUUAGCUUUUCCCUAUAGCUUUUCCUGUUCCUUGUUUUUCCAUGUGAGUCAAAGGAGAUGAAUAAGAUGGGAUUUUACCUGCAUAUAAUAGACUAAUAGUGGCAUAAUCCAGUAGGAUGGACUAGUCUUUAAUCUUUAGAGCAUGAACUAGAGGCCCAAAAUGUGAUCCAGGUUUCAGUUUGCGUUUUUUAUUCUCAGUAUUUGAUCAGACAUGACUGAUGCUGUCUAUUUGUGUGUUUGGUUGUACAGAUUUUAACCGCACUGAAAUGUCUGAAACCACAAUUCCAGUUGUUGUAGGUUUAGUUUUGAUUUACAAAAACAUCACAAAAACAGGAAUUUAGAGGGGUUUUGUCAAAUAAUCUCUUAUAAAUUGCCAUUUCCCAGCAAGUGGACUGCACAAGUUCUUACCAAAUAAUCAUUCAUUACCAAUGGCCAUGUGAGGAAGGGUUGUGUGGAAAGAAACAGAUGAUCAACGUACCAGCAGUGAAGGCAGUGCCUCAUACAAACAGAUGUAGUUCUCUCUUUCUCUCUACAUCAUCCCUUUGGGUAAAUCUAUUCUGUGUCCACAUCUGUGUUUAUAGUGAAUGUGAAUAUCUCACUAGCAGGAAAGACCAUAGAAAGGUAAAAGGCCACAUCACAAAACUAAGACAAAACAAUAUUAUGCUGCUCUUUGUGCUGUGGUUGCCAGCAACCAUAGACCACUCUGGAAACAUUUUAAACUGCAAAUGAUCUUUUAGCAGAAAACAUGCACAGUAGUACACAUGAACUGUUUGUCCGUUUUCUCUGUUCUUCAGCUGCUUUGAUUCGAAUGAACAUUUUAUGAAAAGGGUCUGAAAAGAGACACAAAGAAGUCACCAGCCUGGUCUUUGACAUUCAAAGCAUGGGACAUUUGAUUGGGAUAUUGCCUAGUCGUUUUGUCAUUAUAUUAUUUUCUGUUUGUUGAAACAGGACCUCGAAACAACACAACGCAUCACCUCAUUUAUUUGUUUUUUUGUUUUUUUCAUACAAAAAAACCUGGGGAGAAGAAACUUCUUUUUGCACAAUUGCUAACUAAAGAAUAAUUGAGUUAUUGUAGCUUAUACUGUAAGAGUGAUUUUGUUAGAAAUAAUUGUUUCAUAAGAAAGCCAAAAACAUUGAGUAUCAUUGGGCUAUCAUUGGGCUGAUAAUGAUUCACAGGCAUUAAUGGAUUUUGGGACAUUUUCCCAAUAAAUAAUAAAAUAAUUAUUUAAAAAACAUAAAAGGACAUUUAAAAUGAAUUGAACUGGACAUUAUACAUGUGUACAGACAAAAUGAAGGCAAUUAUAAAAAAAACAAAAACAAAAUGGAAUUGAAAAUAUUCUUGUCAUUUGGCUUGAAGCUAUCAAAAGUUUUUUAUAAUUUAUUUUCAAGAAAUAGGAAGAGAAUAAAAGAAUGCUUUUGGCAAUUUUAUGAGUUUGUCCUCCCCGGGUUUUCUGUGAGCUGAUCUGAAUUAUAGCACUUUUAAACAUUAAAAAAAAAAAAAAAAAAAAAAAAGUAUUUUUCAGCCUUGUAUGUUUUUAAUUUUGUAUUUGAUCUUGUAUGUGCCAUUAGUUUGAUGUGUAGAGUUUAUUCAUCUUUAUGUAAUUGUUGUUUUUCUCCUUUCCCAAAAGAGUAACAGUAUUUUAGAUAGAUUUUCUCUAAUAUUAACUGCAUUGGCCCUUUUCAAAUGUUGUCUUGUCAUACAUUUGAGGAAGUCAUUUAAUCUUAAAACAGAUGUAAGAGUAACAUGCUCAGAAUCAUUCUCAGUAUCUGAAUUCUGAAACUUGAUCAAAUCAUCAAUGUCACAAACAAAAGAAAAACCUUUUCCAACUCUAAUCUAUAACUGAGGUGUUUUCAAUCAGCAUUUAUAAUAGCAACCUGGCAGGUUCAACUGGUGUGAAAUUAUUCCCAGCUCUCUGCCCCCCGAAAAAGCACUUUUGGUUCAAAUGAAGUUUUAUAUAAUAACUACCUGGAUAGUCUGCAGCAUCUGAUUUUAGUUUUCAGUGGUGUUUUUUUUUUUUUUUUUUAAAACCAGCAAGACAGAUUAACCAAGUUAAAUGGAUCUUUUCCUCUCUUGUAUCAAUGCACUUGUCCUUUAUUCCCCAAAUACUAGUUGGUUCGUAUAACAGAAAUAUUAAGGGAAAUUAUGAGGUAACCAAGCUAGGGUAAAUCAAAACAAUCUGACUUUUAAGAAAAGGAAAAAUUAUUCAAUAAAAUGCUCUUUCGGCUUAUAGUGAGAAAAUGGGUAUGUCCGCAGAGGACAAAAUCCACUCGUAGUUUGAUAUAUUUUAGCUUAAUGUAAGUCUUGCAUUCCAAGCUUUUUAUGUAACUUAUUUAGCAAUAUAGUCGUUCUAUUUUUAGUACUUGCUUAUUACCACGACUUCUGGAAAAAAGGUGAAAACAAAAAAAAUGGAAUAUUCAUCCUUACACUAUUUUAUAUAACAUGGAGCUGAUGAUUGACAGGACGAAUUGUAAAAAAAGAAAAGAAAAAAAAAUGCAUAACAGCGACAUACAGUCUGCUUUUUUGUUAUACAGAUCACCUGCGGUCAGUUGCUGCAUUGUAAAGUUGACAGAUUUGUAUAUUGGUUGAUCCAAAGAGAUGACAUUACAACAAUCCUAUUUACAUACUGUACAGUACAUUGUACCAUUUGACUUGUAAUGUGUUAUGUUAAAAAUGAUUAAAAGACAAACCCACGGUU